AUGUUCGUCCGUUCUUUCUUUCUUUCUUUCUUUCUUUCUUUCUUUUACCAUAUAUUGUUUCGCCUUUUUUCUUUUUUUUCCAAUCCAUUCUCUUCUUUCCUCUCUUCUUUCCUUUGCCAAAUUAUUAAUUUCUUUCAUUCGUUUUCUUUCCCCAUACACUUUUCGCCUUUCUUUCUUUCUUUCUUUCUUUCUUUCUUUCUUUCUUUCUUUCUUUCUUGCUUUCGUUCUUUCUUUCUUUCUUUCUUUCUUUCUUUCUUUCUUUCUUUCUUACUUGCCUUUUCUUUCUUUCUUUCUUUCUUUCUUUCUUUCUUUUCGGAACCUAUUCAGUUGUCCUUCGUUCUUCCUCCGUAUAACCGUGUAGACUUUUCUAGGAAAUUCUUUUCCUUCCUUCCUUCCUUCCUUCCUUCCUUCCUUCCUUCCUUCCUUAAUUUCUCUCUUUUUCUUCUUCUUUUCGAAAAAUAA
Messenger RNA from Acanthosepion pharaonis, 462 nucleotides. Lineage: Eukaryota; Metazoa; Mollusca; Cephalopoda; Sepiida; Sepiidae. The record is from the annotation of a GenBank genome assembly.